This is a messenger RNA of Cherax quadricarinatus, 1053 nucleotides long. Its product is annotated as U-scoloptoxin(01)-Er1a-like. Gene Ontology annotation, molecular function: chitin binding. Gene Ontology annotation, cellular component: extracellular region. The record is from RefSeq and is a predicted model, not a curated record. Lineage: Eukaryota; Metazoa; Arthropoda; Malacostraca; Decapoda; Parastacidae.
CGCCACCUCCAGUUCGCCUCCACAUUCCCUCCGAGACCGGAUGUUUUGCCUAUUUGGCUCCCGCCAGCAGGUAUAAAUAAGCAGGCAGGUGGAGCAACGUCAGCAGUUCUCUCAACACCUCACCUGCUCAGCCAUGAUGAGAGAAUUGUUGGUGCUGCUGGCGGUAUUGUUCGUCGCCACCUCCGCCAGGAUGGCAGGGAAGCUGCCAGGAGGCUCGGGUGCUCUCCAGUCCUCCUUCAACUGCGAGCAGCGCCCCUUCGGCUACUACGCCGACGUGGAACACUCCUGCAGGGCCUUCCACGUGUGCUACCCAGUCACCGAGGAGGACGGCUUGCUGACGGAGACCGCUCACUUCACUUUCAUCUGCGGACAAGACGCGGUCUUCAGCCAAGACUCCCUGACCUGUGCCCAUCCCACUGAAGCUUUCCCCUGCACCGACUCCGCUUCCAUCUAUGAAAUCUCUAAUAAAAAUUUCGGCGUCGUCCCGGAGGAGAAUCUAGAGCCUUUGAGAUAAGAUGUCACUGUGUUCAGAAAUUAAGAAGACUUCCCCCAAUGUCUUCUAAGAAACAACGCCAGUUUUCCAAAAGCAAAGAAGAUGCCACUGUCAUCAGAGGCAGAACGCCACUGUCUCCAGAAGUCAAAAUGGCCCUACUGUUAUCAAAUAUAAGACAUCAUUGUGUCCAGGAGUCAAGAUGGCCCCACUAUUAUCAGAGAUGUGACAACAUUCUGUCAAGGAGUCAGAAAGGCUGUAACGAGGCUCCUUUAGUGGGUCUUCGGCUAGUAUUUACUCUCGACCUCUACCUACAACCGUCACCUCCUGCACCACAACUGUCUGUGCACAAACGUUUAUUUUACAUCAUUGUUAUCAAACAUCUUUUCACGAAUGUUUUCCAAACUUGCUUUUCUCUCUUGGUACACCAUCAACUUGAAUAUUCCAACCACUUCACCAUACUCGCACUCACUGCCCAAAGAUGUGGUGCCUACUCCUAAUGUUCCCUACUCGUCACCCACCCAUAAUGUAUAUACCAACCGAAUAAAUACAAAAUAAAUUCA